AGCACCAGCCAAAAUCCAAAAAGCGGUCGACUAGUGCAUUAGAAGGAGCCAACCCCCGUUUCACACAUUAUUUUUUUUGGUGAUCUAUCUACCGAGUGAUCCGAAAAUGUUUCUCGUGGUCUGCCUGGUGCUGGGCAUCACCGCAUCGGUGACCGGACAGCCGCACGCCCGUGCCAGCGAUCUCUACUACACGGACAUCACGCCCGUGACCGAUGACACGCGGUACACCACCCUCAAUCCGGACAUCACGCUCACCGAGAUGAACAAGGUGAAGCACACCAAGGGCAACAUCGUCUUCACCUCGGGGGAGCGGACGUCGGGCGACCGACUCAUCGUGAACCACUACGACGACGAGAGCUUCCCCACUCCCAAGGACAUCGAGGUGCUGAUGAGCUACCCGGCCGGAGCCAGCACCGGAGUCACGCUCACCUGCAUCGAGGUCUAUGUGGACCAGUCGGCGGACGACGCCGGCGGCUACCUGAGCAAGGGUGGCAUCGGCCAGACCAACGUGGAGAUCCUGCUCACCUCCAACACGACCCGCAGCUUCGUCUACGAGACGUUCAUCUACGGCUACUAGACCAGCCAGCCCCUCCAGCUCCCCCCAGAACUUUCAGCUACAAUAAAAGAUUCGCUUGGAACCCAACUGUGAUCAUGAACUCAAGACCCUACCCCUGCCCCUGCCCCUGCCCCUCCCGCCGAGAGUAUUAUUAGUCUUAGACCUACAUUAAAGAAGGAAAUCCACACACACUCCUGUGCACAUCCACCCAAACUGUUUUUUUCUCAUCCAACUUGAAAAAUAAAGUGCUCCUCGUGGUUGGUGCCCUAUCGAAGCAAUUCAUUCCAGACGGUUCUUUGACCAAUCCGCAAAGAUUAACUCGGAAAUCUUUGGACUAUAUACAUUUUUUGCGUGCCGAAAUAGAGGAUUAUUAAUCUCGGUUAUCCUCGGUUGUUUCUCAAAGGUUCCACAAAAAGUUAAUAUUACAAGAGAAGCAAAGAUUACGGCAUGCUGAUCAGAAAGCGG
This is a messenger RNA of Drosophila biarmipes, 1021 nucleotides long. RefSeq lists its product as uncharacterized. NCBI's taxonomy places the organism in Eukaryota, Metazoa, Arthropoda, Insecta, Diptera, Drosophilidae. The coding region runs from base 107 to 577 and encodes 156 amino acids. The transcript is spliced from 2 exons. The record is from RefSeq and is a predicted model, not a curated record.